Molecule: messenger RNA, 975 nt
Organism: Copidosoma floridanum
Lineage: Eukaryota; Metazoa; Arthropoda; Insecta; Hymenoptera; Encyrtidae
Biological process (GO): positive regulation of transcription by RNA polymerase II
Cellular component (GO): nucleus
Molecular function (GO): protein binding; transcription cis-regulatory region binding
Source: RefSeq, a predicted model, not a curated record
CUCGAAGCCCAAAAAAUAUUUCUUUUGAAUUCUUUAUCCACUGUAACAAAGUUUUUCUAUUACGACAAAGUUAUAAGUCAAAUAAUUAUGGAAAACGAAAACAGAACAGAAGGAUAUAUCCAUGAGGCAGUUCGUAAUGGCAACAUUGACCAAGUUCGUGAAAUUCUAGAAAGUGACCCGUCUUGCGUAAAUGAUUGUAAUUUUAAUUUUGAUACACCUUUACUAACAGUCUAUGAUGUUAAUGGCCAAUUGGAUGAUGUACUACAGAUGAUGCAACUUCUGAUUGAUUAUGGGGCGGGUGUAAAUAUGCGAGGAAUAUUUAACCGCUCCAUACUCUAUUCAUCACUCAGAAGAAAGCACAUGAAUGGCGUGCAGCUUCUUUUAAAAAAUGGAGCUGAUCCAAAUUGGGUCGUGAGCGACAUUAUUGUUCAACCGAGAGAAGUUUCUGCUGAUUUAAUGAGGAUUGUGUUGGAACACGAGAAGAUAGACAGCGAUGUCAUGAAAUAUAGCAAUAUAGCGCCUGUAGACAAGGCCAUUCAUAACGUUGAAUUCAAUGUAUUAAAAAAAGUUGUAGCCUUGGGUUUCAAGACUACGAACAUUUACGAGCAAUUGUUACAUUUGCAUGAUUUUUCGAAUGAAGAUUCCGAAAAAGAGCAGCUUAUCGAGUACCUGCUAAGCCACGCGACUGAAAUAGAUUCACACGGUCACUUUACGUUAAAAGCACUAAACUGCUAUAGGGUGACAUAUUAUCACCACGACAAAAGACACUGGAAUACAUGUAGCCUAAAAAAGUAUCUACUGGAGCGGGGCAUCGAUGACGACGACGAUUUGGGUGAUUCUGACCUUCAUAGAGCUGUCCGAAAUGAAGACAAAGAACUUGUCCAAUCUUUGCUCGCAAAGGGAUCGAAUGUCAAUGCGAGAAAUAAUUUUGGUGACACGCCACUGCAUUUGCUGUUUGCAAUGGUCAAAACCUAA